AUGAAUCCGGAAUACGAUUAUUUAUUCAAAUUAUUACUUAUCGGUGAUUCGGGUGUUGGCAAAUCAUGUUUAUUAUUACGUUUUGCUGAUGAUACUUAUACUGAAAGUUAUAUUAGUACAAUUGGUGUUGAUUUUAAAAUUCGUACAAUUGAUCUUGAAGGAAAAACAAUUAAAUUGCAAAUUUGGGAUACUGCUGGCCAAGAACGAUUUCGAACAAUUACAAGCAGUUAUUAUCGUGGAGCUCAUGGAAUUAUUGUUGUUUAUGAUGUGACAGAUCAAGAAUCAUUUAAUAAUGUUAAACAAUGGUUACAAGAAAUUGAUCGUUAUGCAAGUGAUCAAGUAAAUAAACUUUUAGUUGGCAACAAAUGCGAUUUAACAGCUAAAAAAGCCGUUGAUUAUGUUAAAGCUAAAGAAUAUGCAGACUCAUUAAAUAUAAAAUUUUUGGAAACUAGUGCCAAAAAUGCCACUAAUGUUGAACAAGCAUUUAUGACAA
This is a messenger RNA of Didymodactylos carnosus, 493 nucleotides long. NCBI's taxonomy places the organism in Eukaryota, Metazoa, Rotifera, Eurotatoria, Philodinida, Philodinidae. The record is from the annotation of a GenBank genome assembly.